GAGCCAGUGAACUAUCCCCGCCCCGGCAGCUCACUCAAUCCGACCCGAAGAGAAGGCGAGUCCACGGCUAAAAAUAUAAUAGCUAACACAAGAUGGCCGGUUUGCCUCGUAGGAUUAUUAAGGAGACACAGCGGUUGAUGGCAGAGCCUGUUCCAGGGAUCACGGCUACGCCUGAUGAAGGGAAUGCACGUUACUUCCAUGUGGUCAUUGCAGGGCCUCAAGACUCUCCUUUUGAAGGAGGCACAUUUAAACUUGAACUAUUUCUUCCAGAAGAGUAUCCCAUGGCAGCUCCCAAAGUGCGAUUCAUGACCAAAAUCUACCACCCCAAUGUUGACAAACUGGGAAGAAUAUGUUUAGACAUUUUGAAAGAUAAGUGGUCUCCAGCCCUGCAGAUUCGUACAGUGUUGCUAUCUAUCCAGGCGUUAUUAAGUGCUCCCAAUCCAGAUGAUCCCCUGGCAAACGAUGUUGCAGAGCAGUGGAAGAAAAACGAAAGCAACGCCAUCGAGACAGCCCGAGCAUGGACCAGGCUCUACGCGGGCAAAACUCCGUGUAGUAAAUACCCGAGCAUGGACCAGGCUCUACGCGGGAAACACUGAAGUAUAGAAGAAGAGAGACGAGGCGUCUGAAUGUGAUCCACAAAAAUGUACUCCUAUUCUGUCAACAUUUGAAUUUAACGGACACAAAAAAAAAAGAGAAAAAAAAAUAAGAUUAUAAGUCCAAAUCUAUUUGAAAGAAAUGACGAGAUUUACUGCUGCAGACCUCUGGGUGACUUAUUUUCCUCUCUAAAACGCGUUAAGUGUGUGUUAACCUUUUUUUUUUUUGUUUGUUUCCUGUGUUGCUAUUUAAAUGCAUGGACAGUGAAUGACACCCUCCCCACUACAGUCUUAAAAAUAACAUGCAAUAUGUCGUCCUGAACCGGACACAUACUGGUACGUUUGCAAAAAUAUACAUUAAAGCUGUUCUUCUUUUAAACACAUGCAUUAUUUGUCAACACAUCUGUAUGUCUUUUUGUGAGAGAUGACAUGUUCUGUUAUUUCAACACAUAGAGAGUACAGCUGUCUUUUUCUCCCCACUAAUAGUACGUAGGUAAAAAAAAAUACAAACACGAAUGAUGUUUCUCUUUACUCUUUUUAGCGAAAUACGAUGAGAUUUUGGGGGGGAAAAAUAGCCCUUACAUUCAACAAGGAGGUUAGUUGGAUUUCCACUCCCGUGUGUCUGUGCAUACCAACACGUCACAAACACUGAACAUUAAGUCGGUGGUGCAGCUACUGUAGUUCGGCAUCAUCUCAAGAGCACACGGGGCACUUAAUACGGAGCACAGAGGUGAAACUCUUUCACAAUGUUUUCAUCACACAGCAAAGACGAUCUUUAUUUGUACAAUUUGACAUUAAAAAGCAAUUUUAAAAGGGUUCCACAGAGGAAGUAUCUCCUCAAAAAAAAAACAAAUCCUUCCAAAAGACACUUUCUGUAACUGCAGCACAAAUCAAGUUUGAGAAUUAGACCACUGAGAAAACAGAGGAGGAACAUUUUCAUCCACAGACAACUGAGGGACGUUUCAUUCCAAUGUUUUUACUGUAAAAUAAACCUGAACGCGCCCUGAAGGUUGCUGUGUACCUGCCAAAUUUGCCGGUAGAGAAACACAGUACUGAGCAGCCAUAGCGAACGUUUAAAAGCAGUUUAGUCCAUGGCUAGCGUCAAUUUGUGGCCCCAGCAGCUGUGAUUUUAGCGCUUCCUUAUUUACAUCUUAACAUUGGUCUUAGUUUGAUAGAAAGGACUGAGUUUUGUUUGAUUAGCUGCCUGAUUAGGUGAUUGAUUGUGCUUCUAAAUAAUCCAAACAUGUAAUAUUUUGUUUUUUCAACAUUGUGUCAAGCAGUCCGUUUGGCAGUAGUGUGACAUUUUGCCACAUCUUAAAAAGUUUCCACACUUUAGUCUCAAGCUGUCGGUGUAAUGUUUGUUUCAUCCAUCUGUACAUGUUUCAUUUAAACCCUGUUUUUGGACAGUUUGGGGAGGGUGAGCAGGUUACUUCCACACACUUGAGAAAAAAAGCCAUUCCCAACACAUUCAGGAAGGUAGAAUGACGCAAAUUCUUUUGUGUUGAAAAGAAAUUGUAUGCAUGUUGUAGCAGACUACUCAAAUGUGUUGAAAAUGUCCUUUUUUUUUAUUAAGGGUGUAGGACGUUGAGCUGUUUUUGUUUUUAUUUUCCUUUUUUUUUAAACUGUCUGUCCAUGCUAUCUAUGUUGCCUGUUCUCUUAUUUUAUUUUCAGUGUUACUUCAUUUAAAAAAAAAAAAGGCAUGUAC
This is a messenger RNA of Morone saxatilis (striped sea-bass), 2298 nucleotides long. It is a transcript of the gene ube2nb, whose product is annotated as ubiquitin-conjugating enzyme E2Nb. The coding region runs from base 93 to 596 and encodes 167 amino acids. The record is from RefSeq and is a predicted model, not a curated record. NCBI's taxonomy places the organism in Eukaryota, Metazoa, Chordata, Actinopteri, Moronidae. The transcript has 5 exons.